UAAAUCUCAAAAAUUUUAAGAAGGUGGUUAAAAUGGAGAGGGACAAAUAAUCCACAUACAAUUCCUCGAUUAAAUACUUAAAAAUAAUUAAGAUGGCACAAUAGCUGGGGCUGAAUUUUAAUUAGAUAUAUGCUUAUUUAAACAAUGGUUAGGCCUAAUAGCCCUACAUCUUUGUUGAUUCUACUCUUGGUGGGUCUGUGCAUAAUAGCAACACCAUGGAAAGGAAAAACAGUGGAAGCUGCCAAUUAUACAGACAGUAAUGGAAAUACUAUAUUGGAAAAUGGGACCAUCAUCUGGGGCCCCCUACCUGCUCCAAGCACACCAUAUAAAACAAAUGGAACCUACGAUUCUGGGGGCCUUGCAAUGUUGUUUGCCUUUGCAAGGAGUUUUGUGAAUACUGUUCAACCUAAUUCCCUUCCAUUUGAUAUGAUCCAACAAUUGAUGGCCGGGACAUUUGACAUAUCUUCAGAUUAUAUGGAGUUGGUGAACUAUGCCAUGGGGUUUGCUAUAACAUUUGCUAUAGGUAUACUCUAUGUGUUGUUCCUACCAAUCUGUGGCUUCUGCUUUUGCUGCUGUCGAUGCUGUGGCAACUGUGGAGGCUCUAGUACACAGUCCAUGGAUGAGAAUGCAGGAUGUAAAAGAAUGGGAUAUGGACUUGCCUUGUUCCUUAUGUCUCUCUGCAUGGGUGCUGCAAUGGGGUGUACAUACUACACCAAUGAAAGGUUCAACAGCGCCCUGGAUGCAAUUGGGGAUAAUAUCGACAACAAUUUUGAUGACAUUGAUGUUUUCCUGAACAAUACUGCAGAGCAAUUCAAGUACAUGGCUGUCGACAUGUAUGCAGUGACUGCCCAAGGUAUACGGAAUGACCUGUCUGGAAUUGGUCCAAUACUGGGUGGCUCUAUUGUUAGUUCCCUUGGAUUAAUAGUAGAUCCCACCUUAGACUCAAUCAUUAACCUACAUAAAAUUAUACUGAAUGUCGUUGACAAACUGGAUAAUGUAAACACUAAGAUUAGUAAUGUAAAGACAGCGGGGAAUGAUCUAAACUCAGCACUUGAGACAUUAAAGGAUGAUAUUACUGCUACUAAGUUGGGAUGUUCUUCCUGUUUUCCACCUCAAGCUUGUAACAAUGUAGAUGAAAGUGUACUUGCACUUGGAAUAGAUUUUGAAACAUUGCCAGAUCUGAGUGGAGUAUCCAGCUCAAUGUCUGCGAUUACCAGUCAGAACCUGACCCAGAUGGCGCUUGAUGGACGAGCAAUUUUAGACAAUAUUCCGACCAUGAUAAAUGACACAGUUGGAAGCCUGAGUGAUUCUGUAUCAGGAACCAUGGAUGAGUUUUCUGGCAUGAUAUCAGGAAUGGUAGAUGGCUUCAUCAACACUACAUUAGGGGCUCUGGACAUAUCAGCAGUCAAGUCAGAUGUUGGUGGAUACAUAGACUUGGCAAAGGACUACAAUGUAUACAGGUGGUAUGGGGGUUUAGGCCUAAUGGGUGUAUUUGGCCUUGUCAUAUUCUGUUUUCUGAUUGGUCUAUUCUGUGGUGUGGCUGGUUAUGACAAACAGGCCCUUCCGACAGAGAGAGGCUGUAUGUCAAAUUGUGGGGGAUGUUGCCUCAUGCUCGGCGUAACAAUAGUAUUCUUUGUUGGAUCUCUGUUGAUGUUACUUACAACUGUAUUGUUCAUGGUUGGGGGCAACAUGGAGAAAAUAUGUCAACCUCUUUCUGAUAUGACCAUCUUUAAAGAUUUUCUUGAUAAGGGUGGUAUUCCUUCCUUCAACCUUGGGGAGAUGCUUCUUAGCAAUUCCUCAGUUGAAUUCAAACUGAAUGAUGUCUUCAUUGGAUGUAGGGCCAACCAAGCCCCCUUCAGACUGAUGCACUUUGACUCUCUGAUUCCCCUUGAUGAUUAUCUUGACUACAAGAAGUACCUGCCAGAUAUUGACAGCCAGUUUGACAAUAUGGCUACCAGUGUAAACCUAAGCAGUAUUGUCAUCAUCACACCAGAGACUGAGCAACUGUUAGUGGACUUUAGAGAUUCUGGAGCUGGCAGCAUCGACUUUGCAACAUUCACAAGUGUUUUAUCCUUGAACCUGACAUCAUUUGACUUCACUGCACUGUCACAAGUCUUCAGGGGUGUUGGGGAUACAUGCGGGGCAUCUCCAGUAACGCAGGCUCAGUGGUAUGCCCAUGCAGAUGAGAUGGACAGAAUCAAUUUUGAAGAGAAAGUAACUCUUUCUAAUGCAAUGGCUAACCUAACUACAGCAUUGGAUGGCUUACAAACGGCUGUUGAUGGAAUUGUGCCUGCUGUAAAUGGAACACUGGUUUCUGCUGUAGCAAUGCAAACUCAAAUCCAAACUAAUGCAACGGCUUCAAUAGUGACUGCUGCUGUUGGCUACAAGGACCGCAUUCUUGGUUACAUUGACCAGUUUGCUACAAAGGCUCUGGACCUUGUCAACAACGAGCUAGCAGCCUGUAAACCUGUUUGGAACCUUUAUGAAUCAUUCACUCUCAUUCUAUGUAAAUGGACUGUUGAUUCUUUGAAUGGCUUUUGGUUUGGACUCGGAUGGGGAAUUCUUUUCUUCGUGCCCUGUAUCUUUGUAGCAGUGAAACUAGCCAAGCAUUACAGACGCAUGGAUGACUGUGAAGGUUUCAUGGAAGAAGAUGAUUUCUAUGAUGAUCAUGAUUAUGCUGACGAUGAUUAUUAUAAGUACUAGCACAAGAAAUACUUAAAGGUUACUACAUUUAUAGAGCUAGUCAUAAAGGAGAGGAAAAUAUGAGAGUUCAAGCAUGAGAUUGCAAGCAUAUAGGGGACACAAUCAAAGACUCAUGAAGAAAUCUACAAUAUGCUCAGUCACAUACAUGCACAGUCACAAGCAACAUCUUAACUUGAAGCUAAUCUUCCCAUCAUGAUAAACCAUGACAUCUC
This is a messenger RNA of Owenia fusiformis, 2915 nucleotides long. The record is from the annotation of a GenBank genome assembly. Lineage: Eukaryota; Metazoa; Annelida; Polychaeta; Sabellida; Oweniidae.